Messenger RNA from Acanthoscelides obtectus, 3572 nucleotides. Lineage: Eukaryota; Metazoa; Arthropoda; Insecta; Coleoptera; Chrysomelidae. The record is from the annotation of a GenBank genome assembly.
CCGUGUGUCAUCUUGAACCAUAUUAUAACCGCGGUACAUAAUACGGAAAUUUUGGUUAUCCGCUUUGAUUUGAUUUAUGUAAAGGACGAUUUUUUGGUGCUAGCAAUUUAUACUUUUCUGCGUUUCCGUAUACUGCAGGAAAGUAAGUUUGUCCAAAACAAAUCGUCGAAUUACUAUUGUAUUUCUCAUUAAGUUAAAAGAAAAGCAUUUCACAAAAAAAAUGGUAUCAUCCCUUAAAGGUAUUUUCAGAAUUUUUGUUUGAGAUGGUUGUUAACCUCUUUUUCAAUCUUCUUCAAUCACCACGGAAUCGGUCGUCAAUGUCAAAUUGUCUGUUGUCAAAUGUUAUGUUCCGUAUAUAACCUCAAUAAACAAACUGGAAAUUUCUUUUUUAAUAAAGGAAAAAGAUUUUUCAUAGUUUAUAUAGUGUUAAGUGUUCUGAAGUUUCGGAGUUUGGAUAUUUCUAGAGACCAAUGGAGGUACCACCGAUAAAAAAGCUUGCUCAAGAUGUAAUAAACAGAAUUGCUGCUGGCGAGGUUAUUCAAAGGCCGGCAAACGCUUUAAAAGAAUUGAUUGAGAAUAGUAUUGAUGCAAAAUCAACAAACAUUCAAAUCACAGUCAAGAAUGGAGGAUUGAAGCUACUCCAGAUUCAAGACAAUGGAGUUGGUAUUAGGAAGGAGGACUUCGAAAUAGUUUGUGAACGUUUUACCACGUCAAAGUUAACAGAAUUUGAGGAUUUACAUAAAAUAGCCACAUAUGGCUUUCGUGGAGAGGCAUUAGCUAGUAUGUCUCAUGUAGCACAUUUGACUAUCGUUUCCAAAACAAAACAGAGUAUGUGUGCUUAUCAGGCAUCUUAUAUUGACAGUAAACUGAUGGAUCUUCCAAAACCAGUGCCAGCAAAUCAGGGUACUACAAUAAUAGUAGAAGAUUUAUUUUACAAUAUGCCAGUAAGAAAAAAAGCUCUGAGGUCCCCUGCUGAAGAAUAUCAGAAAAUAUCUGAUGUUGUUAGUAAAUAUGCUGUACAUAAUGCCACUAUAGGUUUUGCCUUGAAAAAACAUUCUGGAAAUAAUGAUGUUAGGACUCGCCAGGGUUCCAAUCAUGUAGAGAAUAUUAGGACUAUCUAUGGCGAUCUCAUUGCUAGAGAGUUGAUAGAAUUUUCUAUUGAUAAUUCACAGUUUAAAUUCAAAGCAAAAGGAUUUAUGACAAAUGUUAAUUAUUCUACCAAAACGUUCCAGUUCCUUUUAUUCAUCAACCAUCGAUUAGUUGACUGCCAAAGUUUAAAGAAAAGUAUUGACCACGUUUAUGAAACAUAUUUACCAAAAAAUGCUCAUCCUUUCGUUUACAUGAGCCUAGAAUUAGAUCCAGGAAAUAUUGAUGUAAAUAUUUCACCAACAAAGCAUGAAGUUCAUUUUCUGAAUGAACAGCAAAUAGUUGAAACUAUUACAUCUACGCUAGAAACAAAACUUCUUGGAUCAAAUAAUUCGAGAGUAUUUUUUACACAGGCAAAACUACCGAAGUUGUACGAUGUAGAAAUAGAAGCGCCUAAAGAAAAAAACGUAGAUAAUAACAAAACCAUUAAUCCGAAAGAGUUUGUAAGAACGGAUUUCAAAGAACAGAAGUUGGAUAAGUUUUUUACUACUAGUACUACCAAGAAUAAUUCAGAUGAGAAAAAAAUGAACGAAUCUAUAAAUGCGGAAGAAUUUCAACAAUGCCAUGCAGAGUUUAUUGCAAGGACCAACAAAUUGGAGGAUUUGAUUGUACAGAAUAGUGAUUCGAACAUACCAGUGGUAGUUAGGAAUGAAGAUUCAGUAGCAGAUAAGAAUAAACAAAAAGCUCAGCCAGUAAAUAAUGGCGAAAUGGAGAUUGAAAAUAUGGUUGAAGACGAAAUGCCAAAGGAUACCGAAAAAUCAAAUAAGAAAAGUGAUAUUGCACCAUUAAAAAAUAUUGCAUUUCUAUCGAGAGUGAACAGGGUAGAAACGCAACUGAUAAGCAUUAUCGAGUUACGAAAAGACAUUGAAGACAACUGUCACAAAGGCCUCAGAGAAACAUUCGCUCAGCACGUCUAUGUUGGAGCUAUAUCUCCUUCACAAGCUCUGAUCCAGUACUCCACAAAAUUAUUCCUCUGUGAUACUAGAAAAAUUCUGGCAGAGAUGUUUUACCAGUACAUCUUGUAUAAUUUUCAGAAUUUUGAUACGUACAUAUUUAAUAACAAAAUAUCGAUAUAUGAACUUGCCCUGAUGUGCCUAGAUAUGCCUGAAAGUGGAUGGACACCUGAAGAUGGCGAUAAAGACGAAUUGGCAAGAAAAGUAUCGGACAUUUUGGUGGAUAAGUCGGAGAUGUUGAAGGACUAUUUUUCUUUGGGAAUCGACGCAGAUGGAAAUCUGUAUAGUAUACCUGUAUUAAUUGAUGACUAUGUGCCAGAUCCCAGAGAAUUACCGUUUUUUGUUACGAGAGUUGCCGCCGAAGUUGACUGGAACACGGAAAAAGAAUGUUUUAGAACUUUCGCUAGAGAGUUGGCUUCUUUUUUUGCAAAUGUUCCCAAAGAAUCAAAUCAAAAUGACAAGGAUUGGAAAUGGAUAACUGAACAUGUUAUAUAUCCUGCUAUUAAGCAAUGUUUUAUACCUCCGAAACGCUUUAUUAACAAUGCUGCCAUUUUGGAAAUAGCCAAUCUGCCUAAUUUGUAUAAAGUGUUUGAAAGGUGUUGAUUUUUAAUGUCCUUAUUUGUUGAAUGUUGAAAGUUCAAUAUACAUUGGCCAUGUGUGUGUUUUUAUCACUAUGCUUAUUCUAAAACUGUGGUCGUCCUGUCCUGAUGAUGAUAAAAUAGCGUCAAAUUAUACAUAUUUACCUGUCAGCAUUCCACAUAAUUGAGUUAAGUUGACUGCAACAGUCUGCCAACGCAAUGGUUCAAAUGUAUUCAAAAUAUUAGGUACAUGAAAGUACUGAACAUCAAUCAGUUAUAAUUGGUUUUUUAACCCCCUAACAUACUUUGACUACGACCUAAAACAACGUUCGUAAAUUUCUGAACUAUUGACCACUUUAAAAAAGUUUUUGAGCUAUGUAAAAUAAUCGGAGACUCGGAAAACGCGAAGAUUUUAAUUUUUUUCGCUAAUCGCACCGCCAUUAGAUCGCUAAGAGAAACAAUAAUUUUUUCAAACAAUUUAUUAUAAGUUAGCGCUUUAAACAUUUUUCAAUAAUAUAAAGCUUAUUAAAGUAUUUUACAUAACAUUUUAAAUUCAUGGACAUCUUUUCUUAAGUGCUUGAUUUGUCUAAUUUUUGUAACAAUUGUAUAAACCUCUACUUAGUGUACUGAAAAGCAAGUAACUUCAUCGAGGUAGGAGACACUCUAUGUAAUAUCUAGAAUAGUUUUACAAAAAAAUAUAUAUGUAUAUAGUGAGCGUUAUCUUUCCACAGGUAAUAAGUAUUUUCUACAAUAUCAACUGUUUUUGGUGAUAAGUACAUGCAUAAAAGAAUUAUUUAAAUAAAUUUCAAUUCUUAUAAGUCAAACGUAGUUGAAAUAUGAUAAAUGGGUUUUUAUAUUAUAACUACUUUGACUUUGAAUAAAGGACUAGAUGGAG